Messenger RNA from Closterium sp. Naga37s-1, 1052 nucleotides. The record is from the annotation of a GenBank genome assembly. Lineage: Eukaryota; Viridiplantae; Streptophyta; Zygnematophyceae; Desmidiales; Closteriaceae.
AUGGGGGUCUUAACCAGUGUGGGGUAUGAGUGCGGCUAUCUGCUGGUCACAGCCAACGGGGGUCUCAACCAGAUGAGAGCUGCCGUGAGUGCGGGGAUGUGGAAUAAUGAGUGUGGAGUAAGAAUCUGUGACAUGGUGGCAGUGGCGCGCAUCAUGAAUGUCACUCUCGUGGUUCCUGAGCUCGACCACACCUCCUUCUGGGCCGACCCCAGCGAGUUUGAGGACAUAUUCGAUCUUGACCAUUUCAUCAGCUCGCUCAAGAAGGACAUUCGAAUCGUGCGCCAGCUGCCCAAGCGUGUGGCGCACAUCGAGCCUCUCGAGAAGUUCCCUGUCUCCUGGUCGCCGUUCUCCUACUACCGAGAGGACCUUCUCCCACGAGUCAAGAAGCACCGAGUGAUGCGCUUCCCCCUCACCGACUCGCGGCUUGCCAACAACGGCGUGCCGGACUCGAUCCAACGGCUGCGGUGCCGCGCCAACUACAAGUCGCUGCGCUACACGCCGUCGAUCUCGCAGAUUGCGGCGAAUCUGAUAUCGAGAUUGCACGCCAGGGGCCCGUACAUUGCGCUGCACUUGAGAUACGAGAAGGACAUGUUGGCAUUCACAGGGUGCGACCACGGGCUGCAGGCAUCAGAGAGGGAGGAAUUGAAGGCCAUGCGGCUGAACAACUCGCGGUGGAAGGAGAAGGAGAUUGACGGGGAGGCGCGGAGAACAGAGGGAGCGUGUCCACUUACCCCGCGGGAGACGGCGCUUUUUCUGCGGGCCAUGGGGUAUCCGAAUAAGACUCUCAUCUACGUGGCUGCUGGGGAUAUCUAUGGGUCCAAUGGGCUGGAGGACCUGACUCGUCUGUACCCAAACACGUACACACACAGCACGCUGGCAACGGCUGAAGAACUCGCAAGUUUAGGCGCGUACCAGAACAGACUGGCAGCCGUGGACUACACUGUGGCGGUGCAGAGCGAUGCGUUUGUGUACACGUACGAGGGGAAUAUGGCUCGGGCUGUGCAGGGGCACCGGCGGUUUGAAGGCCAUAGGAAGACUGUCAUUCCCAACAG